Hemibagrus wyckioides is the source of this 4109-nucleotide messenger RNA. RefSeq names its product sema domain, immunoglobulin domain (Ig), short basic domain, secreted, (semaphorin) 3Fb (gene sema3fb). Bases 315 to 2690 code for a protein of 791 amino acids. The transcript has 19 exons. Gene Ontology annotation, biological process: negative chemotaxis; negative regulation of axon extension involved in axon guidance; neural crest cell migration. The record is from RefSeq and is a predicted model, not a curated record. Gene Ontology annotation, molecular function: semaphorin receptor binding; chemorepellent activity. NCBI's taxonomy places the organism in Eukaryota, Metazoa, Chordata, Actinopteri, Siluriformes, Bagridae.
GCGCUUCCUGCAGCAGUCAGAGACAGGCGAGACUCCGGAGAGACCCAGCGCGCGCUCUCCUCCUCACUCUGCCCGGGAUCUGGAUCAACCUGCUCCUCACGAGCUUUCCUUUACUGCCCCGUGUGUCGGGAACAUCAGGACUAUAAACACGGACACACACACACACACACACCGCGCUGUGGAUUUGUGCGCCCGGACCGGCGUGGAGUUUUUGGUCUUUAUAAUUAAUUUUUCCUUUCCUAAAAGGAGUGAGGAUUUCCUCUUCAGACGCUUUCAGUGUUCCCGGAAUCUUCUGGAGGUGAAACCGUUGCACAAUGCUUUCAGACAGGUUCCGGUUGGUCCGGAUUCUCCUGGUUCUGGUUGUUCUGCCGGUUCUGAGUUCAGCCAACGAUGCUGCCUCCGCCCCCCGGGUCUACCUCCCUUUUAAAGAUCUAAGGUCCACGAACACUGCGCAUCAUUUCUCCUUCCUGUUAAACACAUCGGAUUAUCGCAUCCUGCGCAUGGACGAGGAUCAUGACCGCAUGUAUGUAGGGAGCAAAGACUUCAUCCUGUCGCUGGACCUCCACGAUAUCAACCACCAACCACUCAUUAUCCACUGGCCUGUCUCCUCACCAAGGAAGAUGGAGUGUGUGUUAAGCGGUAAAGACAUCAAUGGCGAGUGUGGUAACUUUGUGCGUCUGAUCGAGCCGUGGAACAGGACUCACCUGUACGUGUGCGGGACCGGAGCCUACAACCCGGUGUGCACCUACAUCAACCGCAGCCACAGAGCCAUGAUGCCCCUGCACCUUCAGAUGCCCCAGGCCAGGGGGAGGUCAAGUCGGGCAGCCGAGCUUGAGACUGUAACUGAUGAGAUGGGACUACAGGAGUACAUCUUCCGCUUGGAGCCAGGCAAUGAAGAUUCUGGGAAAGGAAAGUGUCCAUAUGACCCAAAGCUGAACAGUGUCUCUGCUUUGAUCAACGGAGAGCUGUAUGCAGGCGUGUACAUCGACUUCAUGGGAACAGACUCGGCUAUUUUCCGAACACUGGGGAAAAACACAGCCAUGCGCACGGACCAGUAUAACUCCAGAUGGCUGAAUGACCCCUCGUUUGUGCACGUGCACCUCAUCCCAGACAGUGCGGAGAAAAACGACGACAAGCUCUACUUCUUCUUUCGAGAGAAGUCUUUGGAGAUGGGCCAGAGUCCUAAAUCAGAGUCGCGCAUCGGACGCAUCUGCCUGAACGAUGAUGGUGGUCACUGCUGCCUGGUGAACAAGUGGAGCACGUUCCUCAAAGCUCGCCUCAUCUGCUCUGUCCCAGGGGCCGACGGGAUCGAGACGCACUUCGAUGAACUCAGAGAUGUGUACAUACAACCAACGCAGGACACCAAGAACCCGGUCAUCUAUGGGGUCUUCUCUGUCUCUGGCUCAGUGUUUAAAGGCUCUGCGGUUUGUGUGUACUCCAUGGCCGACGUUCGGAUGGUGUUUAAUGGUCCGUUCUCGCACAAGGAGGGUCCAAACUACCAGUGGGUGGCGUACACCGGAAAAAUCCCAUACCCACGACCAGGAACGUGUCCUGGAGGAACCUUCACUCCCAACAUGAAGUCCACCAAGGAUUACCCCGACGAGGUGAUCAACUUCAUGCGCAACCACCCCACCAUGUACAACUCGGUCUACCCUGUCCACAAGCGCCCUCUGGUGGUCAGGACCAACGUGGACUAUGAGUUCACCACCAUCGCUGUUGACCAGGUGACGGCGGCAGAUGGAAGCUACGAGGUUCUCUUCCUGGGAACAGACAGAGGGACGGUGCAGAAGGUGAUCGUUUUGCCCCGAGACGACCUGCAGACUGAGGAACUCCUCCUGGAGGAGGUGGAGGUGUUCAAGGUCCCGACUCCAAUUACGACCAUGAAGAUUUCCUCUAAAAGGCAACAGCUGUACGUGGCAUCGGUGGUGGGCGUGACUCAGCUCGCUCUGCACCGCUGUGAUGUGUACGGUGAAGCGUGCGCUGACUGCUGCCUGGCCCGAGACCCCUACUGCGCCUGGGACGGUAAAUCCUGCUCCCGCUACUCCGCCUCGCACAAGAGGCUGCCUUUCAGACGCAGUCGGAGACAGGAUGUUAAGUACGGGAAUCCGAUACGCCAGUGCCGUGGCUACAACUCCAACGUCAAUAAGAACACUCUGGAGACGGUGCAGUACGGUGUGGAGAGCAGCAGCACAUUUCUGGAGUGUCAGGCCAAAUCUCCACAUGCUGCUAUCAAAUGGCACUUCCACAAGGACAACAGUGACCGGAGGAGAGAGGUCCGUUCAGACGGACGUGUGCUGAAGGCCGAUCAGGGUUUGCUGCUGCGCUCUCUCCAGCUGUCUGACUCGGGUGUGUACGUCUGCACGGCUACGGAGAAGAACUUCAAGCACACGCUGAUGAAGCUGCAGCUGGUGGUGUUGUCGAGUCAGGCGGUGAACAGCGUGUUGGUGGAGAGCGGAUCUCGGCCCCAGACGAGCGCCUGGACGCCCAGCGCCGGUCAGUACAGAGAGCUCCUCAGCAUCCUGAGCCAGCCCGAGAUGGGCCUCAUCAACCAGUACUGCCAUGACUACUGGCAGCUGGGGGACACGCUGAGAGAGAGCGGCAGCGUCAAACCCAGCGAACUCAAUGAGCAGAAGAAACCACGCAACCGCCGACAUCACGGCCAAGAACACCAGGAUGAGGAGGAGACAUGAGGACCUCCUCACGCUGUCAGAGACUUGAUCACGAGUGCGAGGGGGGAAAAAUCCCAGCGUUUCCGAACUCUUUCCAGAACGAACAGAUGUGCCAGAUGUUAUAACGCGUAAAGAAUAUCAUACACAGUAUUUAUUGUAGGUUGUAAAUAGUAUAAUUCUGUGGAUUUCUUUGUACUUAAAUAGAAAAAGGAAAAAGAAAAGAAAGCUCUCUGUGUAUAGGGCAGAUAUUAUUGUUAUAUCAUUUUUAUUGUCAUUAACGAGGAACAAAAAAAAUCGAUGGGGCAUUUUCAUCUCGACUCGAGUGUUUGGACUUUGUAAAAAAAGAAAAAGAAAAAAAAAGAUCAUUAAAAAAAAACAAAGAGGCGGGACUGUGCUGUUUGCAGGAAGAUGAGAAGAAGAGACUUUAUUUCUGACAGACAGAGAGGAAAGACGUCGCUCCGAAGCCAGGUUCAUCAGCACAGCCUCCACACGGUCUUCCAUUAUUUCUGAGCUCAUGAUAUAUAUACAUAAUGUUUCUACAUGAUUGCACAAAGAAGAGCGGAGGAGCGGGGGAGGGGAUGAGUGUUGAUCUCACGGCAUGAUCGUGAUGCCACAGCCUCCAGACUGGACUUAAGGAUGGCAAUGAGGUGCGAUGGGUUUUGUAACGAUGCUUGAAACCACUGCAGACUCUGGGGAGCUUCACCGCUCAUGUUUACCACUUUUGUAAAGAAGAAAAGCACAAAGCGACUCGUUACGUCGCGUGACAGUGAAGCACACGUCGUUAUAAAAGGAUUAAAGACAGGAUACAAAACAAACCGCUGCUUAAACAUGAUGUUACGUACCGUAUUCUCCAGACUGCGAUAGCGCCGCUGCCACAUGUCGUUUUCCUUCCUGUGAUUACUGCAGGAUUUAUAAUUGUGCUUUAUUUCAGAACUUAAAUAAAUAAUAAUAAAAAAUAAUACACAGUUAGUAAAUAUCAGCAUGGAAGGUGCAGGGGGUCGUAUUUACCCUGUUCAUAAACCUGUCACAAUCCUACCUGUUUUCUGGCCCAUAAAAACUGCUCUUUAUCCCAAACGCCAGCUCCUGGGGUGGAUGUGUUUUCAGAGCAACUGGUGGAGCCUGUAGUUUGGAGGCAUUGUAAUCAGAGUUGUGCUUCACCUUGCACAGCCCAGAAGAUUACAAACCGCCGCUUUAAAGCUCGCUAGAGUGUGUAAGGUAGACGUUUCUGAGUGACUGAUAUUUCAGGGCAGGGUCUCAGACUUCAGCUCAGGACUGAAGCUAAAAACUAAACUGAAAGGACAAACGUGAUUUAGGCAGCAAGGAUUCAGCAGAAUGUUUAGUCUGGAAAAUACGGUACUCACCAGGAAGUUAGCUUCCACUGUCUGCAUGAAUAAUGUGUUUGUGUUUCUGUGAUUCAAAAAAUAUAUUUUUUUUUUCCCU